AUGUACAACGGUAUCGGAUUAACCACUCCCCGUGGAAGCGGCACAAAUGGCUAUGUCAUGCGUAACCUCUCGGCACUUCGUGUGCACGAGACUGCCGCAGACCGAGCUGCUGCAUGGGAUGUGGCUCCCCCAAAACACAGGGAACCGGACGAGGCUAUUUUGGAACACGAGAGAAAGAGAAAGGUUGAAGUCAAAUGUCUGGAGCUGCAACUGCAGCUAGAGGACGAUGGUCUGGAUGAAGACACAAUCAACACGCGAGUUGAAGAACUUCGCACAACUUUGAACAAGGAUUUGGCAUCACUCGCUCCAUCCGCGAAAAAACUAAAACCAUCUGACACGCAUGGUAUCGCAGCUGCCAAAAAGGCUGAACUCGACAAAAUGGCCCGAGCAUUUGGCACGAAAAGUAACUACACGGAGGGCGAUGCAUUUGAUCGAGAAAAACAGGAGGAAAACAAGAUGCGUCGUAUGGUUGAGCGAGAAGAGCGCGAGCGGAAACGUGAGGAAGAUAGGUUGAGAGUGAUGGAGCAAAAGCAGAAGUGGGAGGCAGACAAGAGGGAGCGCGAUCGCUUGCGUCGAAGGGAGGAGGAUAGGGUAAGAAGAGAGAAGGAGGAGACCGGCCGAAGGAAGGAGAGAAUGCCUCCUCCUCCCGUUCCUGCAUUCAGGGAUCGACCCAGAGAUUUUCAUGGUGAGCGUGACCGCAGGAGCCGAAGCCCGCGACGUGACAGAGACGUCCGACGCCGCAGGUCACCUUCUCGGUCUCCUCCGCCUCGUCGGCGCUCUCCGUCUCCUGUGCAGUCUAAACGGUCUCGUUCCCCCGGCCGAGCAGGCUAUCGGCGUUCUGGGUCUGUAACACCACCACUGAGGCGAUCGCCACCCCCCACACGGCCGCGUGAGCGUUCAGAAUCGCCUCCUCGUCGUGGCCGUGAUCGCUCAGAAACACCGCCCCGCCGACGUGGACGGGAUAGGUCAGAAUCUCCAACUCGGCAAGACCGAGAGCUCUCACCUCCUCCCCGUAAUGGAACAGACCAGGAUCGUGGGAGACAUGCCUCGCGAUCACCGCGACCUACAGGACGUGGUCGCUCAGGUUCUUCAGAUUCGUCCAUGUCCGCAUCCAUGCAAUCCACUGCGCGUCUGACUCGUCUGUCAGGUCCUCUCCCAGUUACCCGGCUGCAAAUUUUGGCUCGAGGCUCUAGUGCGACCCCAUCAGCAGCACCCAGGCGGCAUGCUUCAAAUGUUGUAUCUGAGCUUCCAACAACCCCCAGUACACGCUACUUGAAGCCUAUAUAUGACUUUUCUGCACACACUCAGUCCUCUGCAACCAAAAUUACUAUUGCGCUUGGUGAUGAAUACCUUCUUCCUGUCUACUCACGCCCUCCGUUCGUGCUUUCGCAUGGACGUGGUUCCUGGGUUUGGGACGCAGAUGGCCGAAAAUUUCUUGAUUUCAGCGCAGGUAUCGCAGUGAAUGCAUUGGGACAUGCAGAUCCGGGUGUCUCACAGGUGUUACAGCAGCAAUCAUCGACCCUUCUCCAUACUUCAAAUGUAUACUACAACGAGUGGGCACCAAAGCUAGCGCAGCUUUUGGUAACACUCACUGAAAAAGAAGGUGGACUAGGUUACGCCGCUGGCAGCACCUCCCCGUCUUCAUCAACCGCUAAGCACGGGGCCCACGGGGCCAAGGUCUUCUUCGCCAACUCGGGCACCGAAGCGAAUGAAGGCGCGCUGAAGAUAGCUCGCAAAGUUGGAAAGGACCGCUGGGCCGCGGCCACCGGUGGAAAUGCAGACGAUCCUUCGUGUCCUAAGACCCAGAUCGUGUGCUUUGAGAACUCUUUCCAUGGUCGAAGUAUGGGUGCUCUGAGCGUGACGUCGACGGAAAAGUACCAGAUACCCUUCCGACCAUUGAUACCUGGGAUCAGCGUUGGCAAACUCAAUGAUAUGGAAUGCCUCCAUAGGCUUAUCACCGAUGAUACCUGCGCAGUUAUUGUCGAACCCAUACAGGGAGAGGGAGGCGCUGCUGCCGCAAAUCAAGAGUGGCUGACGAAUCUCCGAAAACGCUGUGACGAGACAGGAUCAGUCUUGAUCUAUGAUGAGAUUCAGUGCGGGCUGUACAGAACUGGGAAUCUUUGGGCGCAUUCGGCGUUGCCGAUUGAUUGCCAUCCUGAUAUCAUCACGAUGGCGAAGCCACUCGCUAACGGGUAUCCAAUUGGUGCCGUAUUACUACGUGAUACCAUUGCAUCUACAAUGACUCCAGGCACUCAUGGGACGACGUUUGGAGGGUCGCCCACGGCUUGUGCAGUUGGACAUCACGUUCUGAACCGCCUAAGUGAUCGUGCGUUCGUCGCUGGUAUGAAGGAUAUCAGCGCGCACAUGAACAGUCGGCUUGAAAAUUUGCCGAAAAUGUUCCCAGCCAUCUUACAGCCUCACGUGCGCGGUCGUGGUUUCAUCCGAGGCAUUGGCUUCAAUGACAUCUCACAUCCUGGAGAAGUAGUGCAGCUAGCGCGAGAGCGUGGAGUAUUCCUGCUGACUGCUGGGAAAGAUGCAGUACGUUUCGUGCCUUCUCUAAAUGUCAACAAGGAAGAGGUGGAUAUAGCUAUGGACGUGCUUGAAGGGUGCCUGUCGUCUUUGCGGGGUUAA
Molecule: messenger RNA, 2631 nt
Organism: Suillus clintonianus
Lineage: Eukaryota; Fungi; Basidiomycota; Agaricomycetes; Boletales; Suillaceae
Product: pyridoxal phosphate-dependent transferase
Exons: 8
Coding region: 1-2631 (876 amino acids)
Cellular component (GO): mitochondrial matrix
Molecular function (GO): transaminase activity; identical protein binding; pyridoxal phosphate binding
Source: RefSeq, a predicted model, not a curated record